GAGUCUCCACAGUCAGUGCCUGCGGCCAGCUGAGAGACUGAGUGACCUUCAGUGUUUGUAAACAGAUACACGUUGUCGUUGCAAGGUGCUGUGCUUAAAAUUUGCAGCCGAUACGAGUGCGCGAAAAAGUUCCUUUAAUUGUGCCAAUCAGUUUAAGACAGAGGGAUCAUGGAGGUAGAACAGAUGUGCAUCGUAGAAAACGAGGUGGAGGGCUCUCGUGGUGACCGGAAAGAGGGGGGCAAGCGAGGACGUAAGCCCGGAAGGAAGGCGUCUGACAAGACGGACAUGAAAGCGAAGCUCGGGAUGCAGAGAAAGCGACACGAAGCUAUAGAACGAAGCCGGCAGAGCGCUAGGGAGUGCCGAGCUCGUAAAAAGCUCAGAUAUCAGUAUCUCGAGGAGCUUGUCGCUGAUAGAGAAAAGGCCGUCAUCGCCCUCCGUAAAGAGCUCGACAUGUAUCGCUCGUGGGGUUCUGAAUUGGAUGCAGGCCGAGUUCCUGAUGGAAUACAAGCCAUGUUGGAGGAACUUGGAGCCCUCAAAAGAGAGGCGAACAACAACUAGCAAGAAGACAAGUGUCUAGCGGCAGGAGUUCCAAAACCCUUUGUUUUAUAUUUUAAUGUGUCCAUAUUUUAAAAUCGUGUGUUUUUAUUCAUAAAGUCUUCACGACAUACUUUCCGCUCGUUCUUCCGUAUUAUAAUAAUCAGUAGAUGCCUAUCGAAGGUAAACGAAAAUUUCUUCUGAAUAACUUUUAAUUAUUUAAAAUUUGGGUCUACAAGUACCUGAAGCUGAAUUAUAACUCCAGUCUCUCCUAGUAUCUUACUCUCUAAGAGCUCUGUAUCAGAGAUCUCUCGACUAGUAGAUUUAGUUUUACUUACGAAAAGAUUAGAGGCUCUGAUCCGUUGUUUUCAGUUGAUUUUGUCUGUUAACUCUGGACGCGCAAGAACGCUUUAAUCGAAACAAAGUUUGUUUGGGAGUCAAAUAGUUUAUUUUUGGUUAUUUAAUCAAAAAUAUCGACAGGAUUACGCUUUUAGGAUUCUUCCUUCGGUGAAACAUCGGAGGUACGGUCUCUUUUACUGAUUAACUCAUCAAAAAUGUCGUUUGAAAAGUAAUAGAAUAAACACUGUUGUAAAGAAUCUAAACAAUCAUUUCGAAACAUAUGUAAAACUAGGAAGUAAGUCUUGUCUUUGUUCUGUUACUUUUCAGCCAAUGUGUUGUAAUUAUUGUACCAUUCUUGUAAUACAAAUAAAGUCUUAUGUUGUACAUUGUAAAAUAAACUUAUAUUAUCUGUUCCAAAA
This is a messenger RNA of Belonocnema kinseyi, 1292 nucleotides long. It is a transcript of the gene REPTOR-BP, whose product is annotated as REPTOR-binding partner. Bases 169 to 558 code for a protein of 129 amino acids. The record is from RefSeq and is a predicted model, not a curated record. Gene Ontology annotation, molecular function: DNA-binding transcription factor activity. NCBI's taxonomy places the organism in Eukaryota, Metazoa, Arthropoda, Insecta, Hymenoptera, Cynipidae. Gene Ontology annotation, cellular component: nucleus. Gene Ontology annotation, biological process: regulation of DNA-templated transcription. The transcript has 5 exons.